CCUCCAGAGCAUCAGAUUAACAGCCUUUCUCUCUCUCCGUCCCAGCAUCACCUCUUCUCUCUCUCAGCCUGACAAUCAUCAUUAUCACCAUCUUGUCCACCGCCAGCUGUAGCUAAACCACUGCGCCAUGGCAACCUUGGAUGGUUUUCCCGCCAGUUUCUAUGGGGAGCCGGGGGUGUUGGGUAUGUUGGCCAAUGGGAUCAGUGCGUUCCUGGUUCUACUGCAGAACUUCAACACAGCAAGAACCGGAGUAUCUGCCGAGGGGGUGGAGAACAUUCUGGCAGGUGUUCAUCUCAUCCUGAUAGGUGGAGUGUGUCAGCUGAUUGCCGGCCUCCUGUCGUUCCGUAAAUACGACCACCUGAGUGGCACCGCCUUCAUUGGCUAUGCAGCUCUCUGGGGCAGCUAUGGUGCCACACGCAUCUUCCUGGGUGCAUCCCAAUCAAUCACAACUAACCUGACCAUGUCACAUGACCUGAUGAGUAACGCGACCCCGCUCACCGCCCUCACGACCAACCUAUCUCUGUCGGCUGAACUCUGGAACAGCACCUCGCAGAGCCCUGAUUGGCUGUCUCUCCUGCUCAUCCCCCAGUCUGCCAUCGCGGGAUUGGUCCCCUACAUCCUUCUAUCCUUCCUAUUGGCCUUCUGCUCUGCCACGGUAAACGUCAUCAUGCCCUUCGUGUUCGGUGCCAUCACGCUUACCCUGCUGUUUGAGGCUGUGGCGGUGGGCGUGUCCUCGGCCUGGCCACUGGUCGUCUCUGGCAUUCUAGAACUCCUCAUCCUCCUUUUCGCCGUGUACGGCAGCGCCGCCCUGUUGGUGAAAGGUCUGGCGCAGCGCUAUGUCCUCAAGGGGUUCGGCACGCCCCUGUUCAACGUGCUCCUGCUGGGGACCAACAGCCCUGCGGCCAGCGCCCAGAGCCUGGGACAGGAGAAGAAGAAGAACACCAAGUACGCUGAACCCCAGGCGCUCUUCUUCUUCUGUGACAUGGUGUCUCCCUUCAUCAUGUUGUUCUACAGCUUUGGAUACGUCACGUCCUUCUCCCUGGGUGCUGUGUGGGUCUCCAUCAUCUCUGCUGCUCAACUCCUCUCUAGCUACUACGCUCACCUGCGGCAAGAUGGCUACCUGGUCACCAAGGCCGGCCUGCAUGCCACCUACUGGCUUACCAAGGCGUGGGAGGAGUUUGUGUUGUCGGCUGUGAUCGUGUCGGAGCCGGAGGGAGAGGUGGCUACUGGGAGACAGGCGAUGGUUGGUGAUUGGUUCUUCGUGGCGGUGGCACUCCUCCUCCUAGUUGUCAGUCUGAGUAAUGACACCCUGGAGGUUACCCAUAAUGCUCUGUUCCUGCUGCUGUCCAUCUCCACAGUCCCCCAGAUCCCCCUCCAGGGGUACUAUGUGUUCUUCGGGGUGUCCUGUUCCCUGUUUGCCUCCGCUUCGCUCUACGGGACAUUUUGCCGCCUGAUCAACUCCAUCGCUGAGAAGAGUCUGAUCCCGGUGGGUCCUCAGCCCAUCUCCUCCGACCGUCUCCACUCCUUCCUGUCCUGCUUUCGCUCCCCGGGGAAACUCCAGGGGGCGCUGCCUUCAUCAUCAUCAGCAUCCUCCCCGACCAAUCAGAUCCCUGACGCUCUGUUCUACCUGACCAAUGGCGUGGCCUCUCUCUCGGCGCUCCACGCGGCCUCAUCCAGUCAGAGCGUGUCCUUCCUGCGACUGAGUGUUCCCUGGGUUCUGGUAUCUGGAGCGGUGGUACAGGGGUUCGUCAGCAGGCUGCAGGUCAGAGGAGGACAGAGGUUUGGCUCCGUCAUCCCAUCCUUCUACCUGUCUGUCUGGGCCACCUGGACAUGGUAUCGCUUCGCAGGCCCCUUGCUGCAGAUCUCUCCAGUAGGAUCCUAUGGGUUUACAGCUGGAGCCAUCGCUUUCCUGGUCAUCAACGCUUUCCUCAUGAUCAUCGCUGCGUAUGGUAACCUGGUCCUCUUGUCUCUGACCGUGGUCAUGGAGGCGGUUCUGGUGUGUUUCCUCCUGUCCACUCUGCAACAGCUCCCCUACCAGCUGGAGAUUGCCAUGCUAGCUGUGUUCUCUGUCAUCUGUCUAUAUGGAACCCUGGCAUCACUGGUCAACUGUACCUUCCGUCAGAGUGUGAUGCCCAUGGGGCCUCCACUGGUUAAGGAUGUGAAUCAGCAGCAGAAGUCCUCCCCUGCUCUGCCUUGUCCCGUAGCAGACUCCAGACUGACCAGCGGUCUUCUGAAGAUCUCCAGACUGCUGGACGACGGGGGGGUCUGUGGAAUCCCCACCGAUACGGUCUACGCCCUGGCCGCAUCCUGCAAGAACCCUCAGGCCAUCGAGAACAUCUACAACAUUAAGGACCGUCCAGCAGAGAAGCCCAUCUGUAUCUGUAUCUCCAGUGUGGAGCAGCUGGUGGCAGCCAAGCCCCCAUUCAGCUCUCUACUCUGGGAAUUCAUGAGGAACGUCUACCCUGGAGGGAUCAGCUGCAUCGUCAGCAAGGGAGACUGGCUACUCACACUGGGUGUGGGUCCGGCCUACGACCGCGUGGGGACCAAUGAUAGCAUCAUGAUCCGAGUCCCUGACCACACCGUCACAGGACACCUGUGUGACAUCACCGGACCACUUGCCAUCACCUCAGCCAAUCCCAGUGGAGAACCCGACAGUACGCACCACGACAUGGUCAUCAGUCGGCUGGGCCAUAAGAUCCAGGGGGUUCUGUGUGACGGGGAUUCCAACGAGAUCGUAGCCUCAACGGUGGUGAACUGCCUCAAGAUAGAUGAAGGCACGAUUAGUAUCGUGAGGGAAGGCUGCGUCCCGGCGGUGAAGGUCCGACAGAUCUUUGAGAUGGUGAAGACCAGUAUGUUGUGAGGAGGACCUUUCCCUCCGUCCCUCUAUCCUCUCUUCCAUCCAGCUCCCCUCCCCCAUUCUCUCCCUCCAUCCUCUGUUGACCAAUGACGACACUCAGAUCAGAUUCUGGACCCACCCACCUCAGGCCACCAUCCAAUGUGUCUCUCAAACAUGUUGAGGAACAUUUGUUCCAUAUUUAUUCUGUAUGUUGUCGAUGUAAUCAUAUAUAAAUAUGUGCAUUUUAGAUUCGAUUUUCGGAUUAUAAGUAUGUUUUGUUUUGUUCUGUAUGAUUUGAUUAUGUAAAAUGAAGUUUAACAGAAAUUAUACUCUUAUGAUGUACAACUCUAAAUGAGGGAUUAAUGAAGGAUGAUCAAAUCAAAUCAAAUCAAAUUUAUUUAUAUAGCCCUUCGUACAUCAGCUGAUAUCUCAAAGUGCUGUACAGAAACCCAGCCUAAAACCCCAAACAGCAAACA
This is a messenger RNA of Oncorhynchus gorbuscha (pink salmon), 3312 nucleotides long. RefSeq lists its product as uncharacterized. Gene Ontology annotation, biological process: regulation of translational fidelity. Lineage: Eukaryota; Metazoa; Chordata; Actinopteri; Salmoniformes; Salmonidae. The transcript is spliced from 10 exons. Gene Ontology annotation, cellular component: membrane; cytoplasm. Gene Ontology annotation, molecular function: double-stranded RNA binding; nucleotidyltransferase activity; tRNA binding. The record is from RefSeq and is a predicted model, not a curated record. Bases 128 to 2860 code for a protein of 910 amino acids.